Messenger RNA from Colius striatus (speckled mousebird), 1711 nucleotides. It is a transcript of the gene SAP30, whose product is annotated as Sin3A associated protein 30. Gene Ontology annotation, cellular component: histone deacetylase complex. Lineage: Eukaryota; Metazoa; Chordata; Aves; Coliiformes; Coliidae. Gene Ontology annotation, biological process: regulation of DNA-templated transcription. Gene Ontology annotation, molecular function: transcription coregulator activity; protein binding. Bases 359 to 1009 code for a protein of 216 amino acids. The record is from RefSeq and is a predicted model, not a curated record. The transcript is spliced from 5 exons.
GGCGGGGCGGGGCAGUGCGGCGCGGCGGGCAGGUUGCUGUUGUUACAUAGGAAACAGCUGAAGAGUCUCCACAUGACAGGGGGGGAAGGAGGAAGUGGGGCGACCCGCGGGGCGCUCCCGCUCCGGUAGCCGCGGGGCUCGGGCGGCGGCGGUGGCCGCGAGGGCCCUUUCCGCGGCGUGAGGGCUGGCCCCGUCUGAGGGAAGACUUGCGCCCCGGCGUCGCCACUGAGAGGAGGCGGUCGGGGAGCGGGGGAGCGCCCCGCCGGGCCGCAGCGUCUCGCUUGUGAAGUUUGGUGCGGGGCGGGACCCCGCCGCCCUUCUCCCGGGCUUCCCGCCAGCCGCGGAGGUGGCGCCGGGCAUGAACGGGUUUGCCCCCGAGGAGGUGACCCAACGCGGGGCGGACCCCGCCACCGCCGCCGCCGUGGUGGGCAAUGCGGGCGCCGCCGUGGAGGUGCCGCCGCCGCCAGCGCCGCCGGGGCUGGGUCCGGCCGCCGCCGCGGGCUCGGCGAGCGCCGGGGGUGCGGGCGGCCCCGGGGCCGGGCAGCUGUGCUGCUUGCGGGAGGAGGGGGAGCGGUGCAGCCGCGCCGCCGGCAACGCCAGCUUCAGCAAGCGGAUCCAGAAAAGCAUCUCGCAGAAGAAGGUGAAGAUCGAGCUGGACAAGAGCGCAAGACAUCUGUAUAUUUGUGACUUCCACAAAAACUUAAUUCAGAGUGUGAGAAAUAGAAGAAAGAGGAAAGGCAGCGAUGAUGACGGUGACUCACCAGUACAAGACAUCGACACUCCAGAGGUUGAUUUGUAUCAGUUACAAGUAAACACACUUCGAAGAUACAAAAGACACUUCAAGCUACAGACCAGACCAGGACUUAACAAAGCACAGCUUGUUGAAAUAAUUGGCUGCCAUUUUAGGACAAUUCCAGUGAAUGAAAAGGACACCUUAACGUAUUUCAUCUACUCGGUGAAGCAUGACAAGAACAAACCAGAUCUAAAGAUGGAUAGUGGGGUUCAUUAGAUGGAAAAGAGUUGAUGGGAGCUUUGAUUUGUUUAUUCAUCUUGUCAUUGCUGGGAUAUGUACUUCCAAGCACCAAGGCCUUCCUGCUCCUAUAUUAAAACAGAAAAAAAUGCAGCUCUCAAAUUUCAAAGCUGUAACUGUGGAUGAAAAGACCGCUGCAGCUUACUGUGCUGAGAAAUCCUUCUACUCGGUAAGAAAUCCUUUAGCUGCUGACUUCCAUUCUUCUGCACAGACUGUGGCUAAGAACUUAAUUGGAGAAUGGAAGACAGAGUCUGUGCUGCGUCAGCAUGGGAUCUUCUAAUUAGCAUGCUGGUUCUGUGCAUGCAUUAGCUCAGAUCUGUUUGAAAGAAAGAAACAACCAAAACUUAUAAUAACUUAUGAAAGAAGAAUGUACAGCAAUACUUUUGCUUUUAGUGAACUGUAUGAGUGAAGUCUGAUGCUGAAGAUGAUAUUGUGAAUGACUCCUUGUAUUGUUUAACUGUUGUGCCAGUCUAAAUGCUAGUGUAUGGAAUGUGAUUUCUUUCUGCUUUAAGCUGGGCCACAAACUUGAAGAAAAGGUGGAAGAAGAAGAGCUCUCAUCUUAAAGCAGAGGAGGAUGCAACUUCAGCUUGUUCAGUUAGUAUUUACUGCAACACUCAACCUUAUCAAGAUGUUUAAAAGCUUUCUCUUAAUUUGGGAUAAACAAGAAAGUAGUAUUUCUAA